This is a messenger RNA of Trematomus bernacchii (emerald rockcod), 2170 nucleotides long. It is a transcript of the gene il17a/f2, whose product is annotated as interleukin 17a/f2. Gene Ontology annotation, molecular function: cytokine activity. The record is from RefSeq and is a predicted model, not a curated record. Gene Ontology annotation, biological process: inflammatory response. Gene Ontology annotation, cellular component: extracellular region. The transcript has 3 exons. NCBI's taxonomy places the organism in Eukaryota, Metazoa, Chordata, Actinopteri, Perciformes, Nototheniidae. The coding region runs from base 225 to 653 and encodes 142 amino acids.
CCUCCUGAUCUCACAGAAGACAACCAGAGAACUCUUUAAAACCCUCCUGAUCUCACAGAAGACAACCAGAGAACUCUUUAAAACCCUCCUGAUCUCACAGCAGACUCUCAGAGAACUCUUUAAAAACCUCCUGAUCUCACAGCAGAUUCUCAGAGAACUCUUUAAAAACCUCCUGAUCUCACAGAAGACAACCAGAGAACUCUUUAAAACUCUCCGGAGACACCAUGAAGCUGCUGCUGCUGCUGGUGUGUUGCAGUGCAUUGUGGGUAGAGGCCGCCUCCUCCUCUAUCGUUAAAGCUCCUCCUCUUCCUCCUCUUCCUCCUUCCUGUGACUCCUUGUUGGCGUUUUCCUCCUCCGUCUCCUCGUCGUCUGAAGGAAACAGAGACAUCCACCGCAGAUCUCUGUCGCCCUGGAUCUGGAGGACCUCCACAGAUCUGAACCGGAUCCCCUCCACGCUCUGGGAGGCCGAGUGCAGCAGCUCUUUCUGUUUGAGUCCCAACAAGCAGACGGACCGGCAUAAGCUGAACUCAGUCCCCGUCCUGCAGAACGUUCUGGUUCUGACAAGGAGGCCCGGAGGACGAUGCUACACCGCCUCGUACCGGUCUGUGGCUGUGGGCUGCACCUGCGUCUGGGCCAGGAUACACCACACCUGAACCAGAACCAGAACCUUUAGAACGAGCACCACUUCAAUCUGAACCAACACAACCAGAACCACUUGAACCUGAACCACUUCAAUCUGAACCACUAUAACCAAAAUCAAAUGUACCUAGACCUGAAUUGGAACCAGAAUCCCCUAAACCUGAACUACUUGAACCUGAACAAUAACCUGAACCUCCUGAAUCUGAACCUCCUGAAUCUGAACCAACCAAACCAGAAUCUAACCCUAUGAACCAGAACCUCCUCAACCUGAACCAGAACCAGAACCUUCUGAACCUGAACCACUUGAAUCUGAACCACUUUGAACCUGAACCACCUGAAUCUGAACCAUCUGAACCCUAACCCUGAACCAGCACCCAAAGCUGAACCACCUGAAACAGUAUAAUCUGACCCUGAACCACCUGAACUGGACCCUAACCCCAUGACACCCUAUUAAUGAGUUAAAAGUGAGAUUUUAAAGUGUAUUUCUGGUGUUAUUGGAAGCCAGUGAGGAGCUCUGAGAACUGGGGUACCUUCUUCUGGUUUGGGUGAGGACUCAUGAUUGAUUUUUCACUUGUAACAACACUGCUGCAGUAAUCAAGCUAAAAAGCAAAUGCAUGAACUGGAAUCCCUUGAACCUGAACCUGAACUAUUUAUCUGUUACCUUGAAUCUAAACACAAUCCUCUGAACAAAGAUCUAUUAACAUCUGCAUUAAACUGAACGUCGUCUCACAGAAAGCAGAAGCAGUCCAUCACGUGGUUUGUUUUUCCCUUCUGUUAUCUCGCUCCGGCGCUCGAGCAGAACGUGGCGGUUGCAGAGUUUUGGGCGGAGACGCUGAUAAUCCUCCAGUUUCCUUUAAGGACAUUAUCAGUCGCACCCAUAUCAACCCUGAACCCUCCCUCUGAGCUGGAAAAACACUCUGAAUAUUCACUGUUUAUUUUGUCCAUGAGUCAAACUGUAUUUAUAGUGGACAUUACACCAACGUUACUGCAGUCUAAAGUCCUUUUAUCAAAUAAUAACUGAGUACAAGCUAUAAAACAAUGUGAUGUUACACAUGGGUCUGAGGUCCAUGAACGACAUAUUCAACUCAUUUUAGAGUUUAAUGUUGUGUUUAAACAUGCAAAUAUGUAAUAAAUAUGUGCUCAUUUGCGUACAUGUCCAGUGCAAUUAAAGUGAACAUUGGAUAAAGCCAGGUUUGUUUUGUUGACAUAUGAGAGUCCAAGGUUUUUACAGAGUCUCCACUGCAUCAGGAAAUACUGCAAUAAAAAGUCAUUUCCUGCAUGUUUUUAGUCACCAAGUGUGUAUAAAAGUGUCUGUUCUCUACUCAUUAUGGGUGAACAGUGUAAUAAAUGUAACUAACAGAUAUCACCAUGAAACGUCCCCACUUCCUUCCUGACACCAACUCCAUUAUAUUACAGGUUUUCUGGCAUGUUAUGUUUGAAUAUGCAAAUGAGGCGUUAUGUAAUGUUGACUUUUGGUGAGUUUCAGAGAGACAAAGUUAGUGAAAUAAACUUCUGCAUUUGAAACACCUGG